Messenger RNA from Exophiala aquamarina CBS 119918, 1839 nucleotides. RefSeq lists its product as uncharacterized. NCBI's taxonomy places the organism in Eukaryota, Fungi, Ascomycota, Eurotiomycetes, Chaetothyriales, Herpotrichiellaceae. Gene Ontology annotation, molecular function: DNA binding; zinc ion binding. The transcript is spliced from 2 exons. Gene Ontology annotation, biological process: DNA-templated transcription. The record is from RefSeq and is a predicted model, not a curated record. The coding region runs from base 1 to 1839 and encodes 612 amino acids.
AUGUUUCUAGCUGAAGUAUCGGCCAGCUCCAUGUCACCCAGGACGGCCGACUUUGCAUCGAAUACAGCAACCACAUCGGCCACUACUCGAUCAAACUCAGCCUUGACGCCUGGUCCCAGCCGAUUAUCGACGCAUUUCGGAGAAGCCACGAGCACCUCUCAUGGCACUUUUCAGGUGCCAGACUUUGUCGCAAAGCCGUCCAAAGACGUGGACCCCGAAGACCUCGCCCAUCUUGCUGCUCAAGGCGUGUUUGAUCUGCCACCGGCGCCAUUUCUGCGCAUCAUCUUUGAAUGCUUCCUCAACUACGUGUAUCCUUUAUUGCCGAUUUUGGAUAUCUGUGACCUGCUUCACUCCCUGUACGGACACACCUCUCGGGUCAGUCUGCCUCUGCUCUACGGCAUCAUGCUCGCUGCGUCGGCAUUCGUAGAUCAGAGCACUCUCGACCAGACCGGCCAUCAAUCACGCUUUGCUUGGAGAAGUAGCUUGGGUCGUAAGCUGCGGCUCCUGUACGACUUUGACUAUGAGCACGAUCGCCUCGCAACAGUUCAGGCGCUGCUUCUCAUGACCUACUUCCACGACAAACCAGAUGAAAGCAAGCACCUGUUGCAUAAGAUCGUCAAUGCAAAACAUCUUGCUCUGACAAUCGGCUUGAACGGAGACUUUGGACAGGAGAAGAAGCUAGAUCCUCGAAGGAGAAGGCUCUGGAAAAGAGUCUGGUGGUGCUGUUACAUUCGAGACCGCACAUGCGCGCUCGGUCUGCGCCAGUACCCGACCAUUGAGCCCAGCGAGUGUCAGUGGACAGACCUGGAGCUCGAGGAUUUCGACAUCACGCCGACCGAUUUCACCGACUACGAGCUCCUUGCGGACUUGGGGCUUCAAUCACAAUUGGCCGAAAUCUGUAUCGCGCAGGUCCAGCUUUGGCAUCUACUGUCAGAUAUCAUGCACACAAGAUUCCAGUCUGCCUUUCCGCGAUACGGAUUCUCCACGGAGACGACUCUGAUCCUGAUGCCCAUCGCUCCCCAGGCGAACCGCACGGGCAUCGAGGACCGCCAAAGAAGUCUGGAUCAAUGGUUUGCCCACCUCCCUGAUCAGUAUGCGUACCGACUUCCACUGUCACCUGUGUUUGAACAGGGUCAUAGACUGCUGCGGCUACAUUGCUGCACGCUGGCUCUGUUGUACAACGCCUUACAAUGCACGUUGAACAGGUGGGCGCUCUCACCCAGCUGCAAGAGCAGUCGCGCCGGCGACAUCACCGCACGCCAGAAGGCGCGCAGCUCCGCGAACAUGAUCCUAUCUAUUUUCGAGUAUCUCCGCGACGGAGACAUGGUCCAAUACACCCCCGGCUGGGCCGUUACCAUCCUGAUGCAGGCAGCGCUGACAUUCAAGACCGAAUCGAGAGUGCCCCACUCACAAUCUGGCCGACGCCUGCAGGACUGCAUGGACGUCCUGGGCUGGCUCAAAGACGCCCACUUCCACUCGAAUUUCGGCAUCUCCCUCAUCGACGCAUUCCUCAACACGGCUGAUUUGGCAUCGACAACAAGACCCGGUGGUGACCCAGUUACCAGUGGCGAUGCCCAGCUGGCGUUUCCCAGGUCUGAGGCUCCUCACCGUGCCCAUGGCCAGUCGUGCGCAGAACCGCCAUUCCACCAUGAACCUGGUCCGGAAGACUCUUUGGUGACUGAUACUGCCGCUGCCGCUGCCGCUGCCGCGGCGUCGAUGGAGCCAUCCUGGCUCGCAGACUUUCUGGAACAGGAAUUCUGGCCGCAGGACUCUGGCUUGGAGAUCUUGGGAAAUGGUUCCUCCCUGCACUUGAAUUCAGACUCCAGAUCUCAGUACUGA